GCUAAACUUGACCUUCACCAGCAACGAGAAUGCUUCCUGCUACUUCAACAUUAUGUGGAAUAUUUUCACUACUAAUAGCUGGUUCACCAAUAUUCUAUAGUCCUGCGCCACGUGGUGUCUGCUCCAAUUGCUGUGCGAUACGUGAACGAGAAGAUAUUAAAUUUCUGCUCUACACGAACAAAAAUCCGCAAAAAUCAGAAAAUCUCUACUUGGCCGAUGAACGUCGUUUGGCUAAAAGUAAUUUCGAUUUGCAACAACCGUUAGCUUUCUAUUUGCAUGGCUUCUCAGAAUCGGCCAUCGGUGACAAUCAGAGCAGCCAACAACUGAAGGAUGCCUUUUUGAAAUCGGGCAAUUACAAUGUCAUCCUCGUCGAUUGGAGUCCCUUGACAGCGUUGCCUUGGUAUACAAAUGCUGUCGAAAAUUUGCCGGUGGCGGCGCGUUUCAUCGCGCGUUUUUUGCGUUUUCUUGUCGCGAGUGGCUAUCAAACGCGACUCAUUCAUGUGAUUGGUUUCAGUUUGGGCGCCGAGGUGGCGGGUUUUGUGGGCAAACAAUUGUUGGAGUGGGGUGUGGUCUUGCCAAGGAUAACCGGUCUCGAUCCACCUUUACCGCUUUUCGAGGUAGACAGCGGCAAUCGCCACUUGACCCACACCGACGCACGCUUUGUCGAUAUUAUACACACUGACGGCGGUAUACUCGGCAAUCCGGAAGAAAUGGGUCAUGCAGAUUUCUAUCCCAAUGGCGGUCGACCCUUACAACCGGGUUGUGCUAGGCAAGAGAUUGCCAACAAUCGUUGGUUGGGCAUACUGAUUGGUUGCAGUCACCAACGCGCUUGGGAAUACUUUGUAGAGUCUAUAAAUAGACCAUAUGCUUUCCCGGUGGACAGCUGUGAGUCAACGGAGCAAUUUGGUAGAUGCAAGGACGGCAAUGGACGAGCGUUUAUGGGCAUAGCGGCGGAUCAAAGAUUGCGUGGUAAAUUCUUUUUGGAAACAAAUGAUAAGCCACCUUACGGCCGCGAUGCCGAAGCGAAAGAACCGACAUCCCCAAGCGAAAUAGCAACAACAUCAGAGGCUGUUGCUGCCUUGCCCAUGCUGCCAGUUGUCGAGAAAAUUAAUGGCACUCGAGGCCAUGACAGCAAUACCUUGAGGAGAACAAGACAUACAAAAGCGGCGACAAGAAUAUCAACAGUGGCGAAGGCGCCAACAACAACAGCAGCAAGAGCAGCGAAAACAAUAAAAAGAGAAACAACAGCAACAAGAAAAGCGAGAACAACGCGAACAAAAGCAAUCUAAUGCAACAACAAGUACAACUCCUUCGAAAAAAAUAAAGAUAGUUAAAGGCAGAUGCAUUAGCGAGCAGCUUCUGGCCAGUGGGGUGUAGCGGGUGUGUGUAGGGUUUGGGGAGUGGUUGGCCACAAGGCUAUUGUAGGCGCAGCUGUUUUGCAGCAACAACGCAAUAAUGCCCAGAGUGAAUUUGAGGAGAUUUGAACAGAUUUGCUUUCAAUGCGCGCAUAAAGCUGCGGUAGCAGCCAACAGCUGAGGCAAUAGCAAUGGCAGAGGUGGCAAAUACAGAAACGGGAGCAGAGGCAUGUAAUCAUUUUGUACUUGCAGUCAAAAGGAUUCGAAGGACUUAGCAAACAGUAAGAUGAUGCUGAUGAAGAUGCAGCAAUGGGUAAAUUAGGGUGGGGGUUGUGUUGCUGAAAAUAUAAAUUGCUACGAUUUUCAGCAGCGCAAAUAUUUAAGUUAACACUUUUCAAAUGUUGAUGCCAAAAAGUAAGAAAACUACUUAGUAACUAGGAUUUGAUGAAUGAUGAUGACAGUCUGACAAGAGUGAAGAAUAGGCUGGAAAGCCUUAAAACGCAAAUAGUGGUGCUGUAAAAAUUCAUAUUGGAAUAUUGUAAAUUUAAUUUGAUGUAAUGUAAUGCUGAAGGAUAUGGUAGGUAACAGUAAGAACUCUAGUUUUAAAAAUUAAAAAAUAUUUAGGUAAAAUAGUAAAAUCGUGAAGAGAAUUGUCUAAAAAUACGAAGUAUUUAAGAAAAAAAUUCAGAAAAGGCAUAAAUGUAAAUAAAAUGGUUCAUUAAUUAGUCAUAUAAGCCUUUAGUAGCAAGUAAAUAAGUUCCAGGAAAUGAUAUAUUUAUUUAUA
Anastrepha obliqua is the source of this 2139-nucleotide messenger RNA. Its product is annotated as pancreatic lipase-related protein 2. The transcript has 7 exons. The record is from RefSeq and is a predicted model, not a curated record. NCBI's taxonomy places the organism in Eukaryota, Metazoa, Arthropoda, Insecta, Diptera, Tephritidae. Gene Ontology annotation, molecular function: lipase activity. The coding region runs from base 30 to 1289 and encodes 419 amino acids. Gene Ontology annotation, biological process: lipid metabolic process.